This is a messenger RNA of Exophiala oligosperma, 2854 nucleotides long. RefSeq lists its product as uncharacterized. The record is from RefSeq and is a predicted model, not a curated record. The transcript has a single exon. Bases 458 to 2053 code for a protein of 531 amino acids. NCBI's taxonomy places the organism in Eukaryota, Fungi, Ascomycota, Eurotiomycetes, Chaetothyriales, Herpotrichiellaceae.
UGUCAAGCUCGCAUGAUCAGAACUAGAUCACAGCCCCCAACCUUAGUUUCACUACAGUCUCCGACCUCACUCUUCUUCACAACCUCUCCUGAACCCAUCGACAUUCCAUUGUGUGCUGCUUCAAGUGAAGUAAUACUGUAGCCAUCCUCUACUCACAUCAGCAACAUUGGUUUCGUUGGUUAGUCACGGGCACUGCCGGGCUAACCAAGGCGGUUGAUCAGCAACCUACCCACACCGACAACUCAACUCAGAGAGUGAAGACAGUGAACCUCCUCUCAUCAAAGUCUUGGAUCCAACACCACAUUUUCGGACCCAAAGAGUCAAUUGUUCUUUAUCUCUGCCUUCUUCACGUGCAAAACUCUCCCCCACUUCCGUCCGUCCGUCGAUUUCGUUGUUGAGGUUUGGAUAGGAUAUCCGAGACAUUUCCAGCGAUAAAUCAAAGUAACACCUCCGCCAAAUGGCUUCACCACCUUUUUACGAGGAUCUUAGCCCCUCAGGCACGCAAGACCGAUGUGACAGAGAAAACUCUUCACACAAACGUCGACGGCUCACUUCUGACACUUCUCCUCCCGGGCUGGCUAUGACGGACCCAUACCAAGCGACAAGCUCAAUCAGCCACCCCGAAGCCUACUAUCAACCUGGAUUCUUCCCACCUGUAGUUGACGGCUUCCCAAAUAUGUCCGGAGAUGAAUACUGGCAGGAACAACUAGAAUUCGCGUAUCUCGUCGCAAAUUCAGGACCGCCCUUCGCCCAGUAUGCCAGAAGCGCGCAGCCUCCGACGAUGCCGACUAGCUCUCCUGGCAGUGAGCCUACACCUGCGCCGCAUGCCUCGUUGGGUUACCAGGCUCUGCCCAUGCCUCCGGGAAGAUCAGUUGAUAUGUUUUCGCUAGCCAUGCAUCUUCCAGACAAUACGUUUCGAGAUCAACCUCACCUUGCGGGCGGCCCUGCGAGAUCAACUUUCCGAUGCGUCGGCCACAACGAGAUGAGAGCCCCUGUUGCAACCGAGAACCAGCCGACCCAGCUUCCUCCAAAUGCAAGCGUCCCAAGCCAGAUGAAUCCGAUACCACCUAGGCGAUCAGCGUCGACAUCGGUGUCGACCCCGUCGGCAAACAACAAAAAUAUGAUCAAAUUGGUCCUUAGUCGCGCAACGAGUGAGAGCAUCGAAGAACUCGAUGAGCUCAAGAAAGAAUGCCCAGCAUGCCAGCUCGAUUUCGAACCAGACAAUUUCAUGGCCACGAUAAGCUGCUGCGCGACAGUGAUGCAUGCCACCUGUCUCUCGGCUUGGGUCAAUUCUCAGACCUAUCAGAAAAAUCGAGCGUGUAUGAAGUGUCGAAAAUCGAUUGACGCUAGACGCCCGCUGAAUACUGUGGUGCCACCAGUGACCGACCAAAACUGGGACGAAGGCGCUGACUUGAAUGCUCCAGAAAGCCUGAAAGGAGACACAAAAAUUGAAUUGAAUGUCACUGGCCGACCUGUACGCUCAGCCCACCGACACAUCCGAGGAGCCAUAGGUUAUCUUCCACAGUACCGAGGAGCCAUGCGAGGCGCACCAUUCGCUUCCGUAGAUCCGACCAUGGCCGAGGAAACCCGCGCUGCAAUCGACCGAGCCAGAAACGAGCAUUUCAUCGAAAUGGAAUCGAUGAAGAACACCAUCAGGGCCUCUCACGAAGUAAGGCGAAGAGCUGCCGACGAUGAACGCACCGCCGCACGCGCUCUUCUUGAAGCACAAACCGCCAAUCAACGUGGGGGCGUCACCAUGGACAUUGUUCCUUUGGCUCAGAAAUGGGAAGAGACCAAGGCUCUCAAGAAGGCCGCUGAGGAGCGAUACUGUAACCUACAACGAGACAUGGAGUUUCUGCAAAGAAGUCAAUAUAACCGAUUGACCGCCCUUGCUGAAGCUGCAUGGGCUGAAAGUGCUCGACCUGGGGGAAGAGACCGAGAACGAGAACGAGUACAGAGAGAAGAAGAGGGGGCGUCUCAAAGCGUGGCUUCGUCCGCGUCCGCAUCAGCAGAAAGCAAAGGAGGGGCUUCUGCGGCAUCUACUUCUCCAUGAAGCACUUAUGCAAGUGAGAUCUGACCCAAGUCGUUUCCACCACGUAAGUUUGGAGAUGUAUCCUGAGAAUACAGACCCUUCCGCGUUUGUCAGUUGAAGGGCAAAAUGACCUGACAUUCAGGAUACAUCUCCAAAGGCGAGGUAAGGAAGCAAGAAUAUCUUACAGGGUGUAUCCAGAUUUGACGACAGUAUGACAAUAUGAGAGACGGGGAAAGAGAGAGAGAACAUUUUUACCCGGCAACUCUCAAACACACGACCACACGAACACGAUAAAACCGAUGAACCGACGACACGAUACUACGACGACUUCUUUUUUUCUUUCCCCCUUCUUCUUUUCCUUCUUUUCGUCGCCGGAAGCAACGGAGACGACGGCCUGCAUGGAAAGUCACUUGGACCGCACAUGUACAUCCCCCCUUCUUUCUUUCUGAGGCAUUGCAGUACAGGGAACGACGCAAUUGGAGUUGGGAGUUGGGAGUUGGGAGUUGGGAGUUGGGAGUUGGGAGUUGGGAGUUGGGAGUUGGGAGUUGGGAAGUUGGGCACAGUUGAAUGGACUAGAAUGGAGCGGAACGGAUGGACCUUACCUACCUACUGGUAAAGGAGAACUUGCAUACCUACCUUAAUCAACCCCCAGAAUCACAAGGCUUGCUCUAUUUGUUUUCUAUGACUGAGCAUCAACAAAACUUGCAAAAACCCUUGACUUGGGUCAAAAGUCAAGUCAACACAGGUCAAGUUCAAAGUUCAAGGGGUUAACUUUCCUGCAUAUCAUAAUGUACGUACGAAAUGAAAUGAAAUUGAUUUCUC